ACGCUUUUAAAGCAGCUGAACAUGUGUUUACACUGAGGUUAGACAGCCUUCCACCUUUAAUGUCUUUAAUAUAAACUCUUAAACAGUCUUUUGCGUUUCCUCCCUGCAGAAUGUCUUCGGCCGAUAAUCUUGAGGGACAAUCUGCACUGAAGGAGGAACUGAACAGGAAGAUUAAGGAGCAGAAGGUUGUAGUGGACGAGCUCUCCAAUCUGAAGAAAAACAGGAAAGUCUACAUCCAGCAGAGGAACAGUAACAUCUUCUUCCUAGCAGACAGAAGUCAGACUCUGGGUUCAUGCAAAAAGGAACUGGAUAACAUGAAAAAGGACCUGCAGGAUAUGUAAGACCGAGCUUCAUCCCAACAAUGUGUGGCAUCUUUUGUCUGUUGAGUCUGCCGUCCUCUCAGUUUGAGUGGGACAAAACAGUUCGUGAACAUUUGAAGAGACGAGGGCC
This is a messenger RNA of Dicentrarchus labrax (European seabass), 450 nucleotides long. RefSeq names its product ASNSD1 upstream open reading frame protein. The transcript has 4 exons. NCBI's taxonomy places the organism in Eukaryota, Metazoa, Chordata, Actinopteri, Moronidae. The record is from RefSeq and is a predicted model, not a curated record. The coding region runs from base 111 to 341 and encodes 76 amino acids.